Physcomitrium patens is the source of this 3093-nucleotide messenger RNA. RefSeq lists its product as uncharacterized. NCBI's taxonomy places the organism in Eukaryota, Viridiplantae, Streptophyta, Bryopsida, Funariales, Funariaceae. The record is from RefSeq and is a predicted model, not a curated record.
UUCUUCGUUUCGGGGGAGGAGACCUGUGCUACUGCUUUUGUCCUCCUCCUCAUUGCUCGUGCAAUUGUCGACGGAAGGAAGGGAACCAAGGCCUUCUUGGAGUUUGUUUGGUUGCUCUUGCACCCCCCGGUUUGAUGAGACUGCAGCUUACUCUUCGGGUUUCUUUCAGUCCGUUUCUUAUUUAUUCUUCUCUCUUCUUUCCAGUAUGCCGUCUGGGCGUAAGAAGAGGCUAGCUGCCAGGAGGAGGAGAAACAAUGGAGCCGGGACAUCUCUUGACAAGGAGAGCGUGUCAGGUUCGCAUGCAUCAGAUGAAGGGAGCAGCCCGCAGAUGUCCAAUGAUGUGAACUCAAGACUGUCCUUGGCUACUGGAAGCAACGAACGGUCGGCCGAUCAAACGUUUCAGACGGAGGAAUGGGUGCGUGUUUCAGACUUUGAUGUCGGUACGCCAACCUCAACCACCGCCAAGAGUGACUUUGACACGGUUGCCGAGGGUAGCUAUGGCGAUGUGCGAGGCCACGAUAGGAUUGCUGAUUGGGAGACGGUUUCGAGGGAAAAUGCGGGAGACUUGUCUUUUGCAGAGGACGUUGGUGAAGUCCGUAAUCCUGUGACUUCAGGUCCUGGACAGGUUCAGGGUCAGAAAAUGUUGCAUGUUGAUGAGGUGCUUUCUGAUUCGUCGGUUUCUGACAAGGAAGACGACACUAAGAGUGUGAGCUCCAGAAGUGACGGUGGAAUGAGCUCCCAUUGCAAAUCAAGCUCUAGCAGCAGAGGUAGUGGCAGAAGCGUUGGUUCCAGUUCUGAGGCAUAUCUCAAAAAAUCAGACGAUGAAGAGAGGCUGAGUAGCAUUGUGGUAGUUCCGUCCCAACACGAAUAUAGUCAGGAAAGCAGCUUCGCAGAAGUUGCCUCAGUGGAACCACCAGAGGACGACUACCAUGAGAUGAUCGUAGGUACGUCUUCAUCUGAAGAGAAAGGAGCUGAGGAUCAGGCGAGUAGUGCGAUUGAGCCUGCUUCAUCAGAAGACCAUGAAGAAGACAAAUAUGAUCUUAUGUCCGGAGUUGAGGAUCAGAUAAUGGAACCUGCCUCGUCAGAUGAGCAAGAAGGACGAUAUACACUUUUCACUGACGUUUCUAAUUUGAAGGAGCUUCUUGAACAGGAGGGAUCUAGAAAUGAUUCAAACAUCUUGCCAGGUAGUCAUGGUAGUUUUUCUAGCUUUAUCUCCAGUCAUAUUAAUGAGUCCUGGAUUCAUGAAGCUGAUGAUCCUCGAUCAGCGGAAGUUGAAGAAGCUGAGACUGAGUCCACAAGGGCGGAACACCAGACACCCGGACAAUUGGAGAACGAAGAUUUCCAGGUACCUGACUCAAAAGCCUUUGAGCCGCAAACCUCAGAAGUGAAAGAGUCAGAACAUGAACCUGAAACUCUUGAGUCUCAUGCCAUUAGUAUUCUUGAACAGAAUCUUGAAGAAAGAGGAAGUACCUUGGAAGAAGUUGCACAAGGCAUGGAGCCUACGACUCCAGAUAAGGUUUCAGAGAAGUGUUCUUCUGAGAACCCGCAUAGUUUUAUUCGCUCUAUUAGUGAUGAGGAAGUUUUUGAGACAGGAAAAGCUAGUUCCUCGAAGGAAGUGGAAAAUCCUUCUGCAAGUCCUUCCGCCAAAGAGCAAAUUAGUUAUGCUGAGGAUUUUUCUAAUUACGAAGGUGCUAAUGAAAACAUUGCUAAAGAAGUUCACGACACCCCCCUUAGCGGUGGCGUACCUGAAUCAGAGUCUCAUGAAUUAAAUCAGCUACUUGAGAUUGCGCAUUCUAAGGAGAUAGCCGAAUUAGGGGAAAUAGAAGAGAAAAUCCUGGCACAAGAGGAACAGGAGUUGGGCAAAGGUAUUGCGGACUCCCAGCCUUUGGUUGAAGUUCUUUCUGCAGCUGGUGAUUCCAACCAAUUGGAAGAAGGUGAAAUGGAGGAUUUUCAACCCGUAAACACUGAAGAGGCACCUCUUCUAAAGGAUUCUCCAUCUACAGUUGAUUCAGGCUUGCAGAUUGAAGAGAUGCUGAAGGAUAGAGCUCCAGAGCUGCUCACCAAAGAAGUAGAGGAAGCUUUUCCGAAGGAUGGAUUUGGAGAUGAGCAUCAAGCUGGAGAGGUUCUGCAUACAGGUGGCUCUUUCUCAGGUGAUUCGAGCGUGCAAAUAGAAGAGCCACUUGCAGAUGGGACCGCAGGAAAGCAACAACACUUGCUGGAAAGCCAAAGUGAAGAAGGUACUUCUUUUUCAGUUGAUAGCACGCAGAGCCCUCCAAUUAAAGAGUUACGCACCACAAAUGAGGGGACUUCGGUGCCUCUCAUCAACAUAUCAGAAUCUAAGCUGGCUGACAACUCGGCUGGAUCAACCAAAGAUGUCGAAGCUACAUCUUUGUCAGGCAAUGUUGAUACAUCCUCCGCGAAAUCUGAGCAAGUUUCCAUCACAUCACACUUCAAAAGAGAGGAUCAGGGAAGGCCUAUUCAGGCUCCUUCAGGUAUCUGGGGUUGUUGUGAACCUGUGCAUUGGUUACUUGCAAACUUUGCGCGGCGGGUCAACUCUCCAUCCAUUCGAAAUUGAAGGCUUGAUUGAGCCCUGUAUAGUGAAAUUUAGAUGUGCCUAGUAUUUAGAUUCUUACAGGUGAGACCAGGUAGUUGGUGACAGGAAGUGUCAAGUUGGUUUUUAAGGGUCUCAGAAUCUGGUGGCACUCCCAUUUUAGUACUCACCGUAAAUUUUGAAAAGUGUAUCAUCGUUUCCAGUAGUUUUAAGGUUGUCCUAUUUUUAUUUAUUUUUGGUAAAAGAAAUUUACUAAGGUUCUCUUCCUAUUUUGAAUUUGCAAGUUCUGUAGCAGGGUUUAGCUUAAUUGGUUCUUAUAAUACAACAUGCUUCUAAAACUUCCUACCGCUGGCUUUAAAAGUAGGGUUUCACCAGCUAAGAAGUGCAUCAGUUUAUACUUAGACCACGUGAAAUUCUGGUUAGUUUAUUGUCGUCGUAGAGAUUCUUUGCGCAGGCUUGUGUAAUUCAUCGAUUGAUGUGAACAUCAUGGUGACACAUAAGUUGGGCUUUUGUGUGAUUAGCAUCUUUGCUCACAUUUUCCA